This is a messenger RNA of Amphiprion ocellaris (clown anemonefish), 3906 nucleotides long. Its product is annotated as liver carboxylesterase 1-like. The transcript has 27 exons. NCBI's taxonomy places the organism in Eukaryota, Metazoa, Chordata, Actinopteri, Pomacentridae. The record is from RefSeq and is a predicted model, not a curated record. Gene Ontology annotation, molecular function: hydrolase activity. The coding region runs from base 166 to 3465 and encodes 1099 amino acids.
GGAUCAGAAGAUUCUAGGUUCGACUCCUGGCUGGCUCGUCUGAUUUUCAUUUUCUCUUCUUACGUGUUUGGAUCAACGAAAUCAGCAAAAAAAAAAUUGUGAAAAGGAAUCAAACUAAAUACACAGACACAUGAAGGAUUCUGUAAAGCGGUAAUUCACACAAAGAUGAACAUGAAGCUCCAUGCAAAGCACACCGUCUGCUUUCUAAUCUCUGUUUUAUUUGCGGGUGUUGCUGCAGAGCUGCAGGCACCUGAAGUCCACACAAAGCUCGGGAGCCUGAGAGGUGAGUAUGUGAGUGUAAAGGGCAAAGAGACCGGAGUCCAUGCCUACCUGGGUGUCCCAUUUGCCAAGCCACCCAUAGGUCCUUCCCUGAGACUGGCUCCACCUCAGCCUGUAGAGGGAUGGAAAGGAGUGAGAGACGCCACCAAGCAGCCACCCAUGUGUAUUCAAUCUAAUCAGAUUACUGUGGAUAUGCUUGAGGUCUUCGGUGUGGCACUUCCAUAUAUCCCAGACAUUUCAGAAGACUGUCUUUACCUCAACAUUUACACUCCUGCAAACAGAGCUAAAGAUGCCAAACUUCCAGUCAUGGUCUGGAUCCAUGGUGGGGGCCUCAGUACGGGGUCAGCAUCAAUGUAUGAUGGAUCUGCUCUGGCUGCUUACCAGGAUGUGGUUGUGGUUCUGAUCCAGUAUCGUUUGGGACUUCUGGGCUUUCUCAGCACUGGAGAUGAACAUAUAUCAGGGAACUUUGGGAUGCUGGAUCAGGUAGAAGCUCUGAGGUGGGUCCAGCAGCACAUUCACAACUUUGGAGGAGACCCAGAUUCAGUUACAAUAUUUGGGGAAUCUGCUGGUGGAAUGAGUGUAUCUCUCCUGCUCCUCUCACCAUUGUCUGAUGACCUGUUCCACCGUGCCAUUGCUGAGAGUGGUACAGCUGCAAUGGACUUUCUUGUGUCAAGUAAUCCUCUGGCAGCGAUGCAGAUGGCUGCAAACGCAUCUGGCUGUAGCAUCGAAAGUACAGAGAAGUUUGCAGAUUGCAUGAGAAACCUUGAUAUUAAUGCUAUAGUGGCUAUUGGGGAGAAUAAAAUAUUUACGUUUCAUGCGAAUGUUGACGGACACUUCCUGACGAAACCUGUGGAUGAGCUGCUCCGUAAACAUGAACUCCUCACUGUACCAUUCAUUACUGGUGUUAAUGAUGAUGAAGGAGGAUUUAUUCUUGCUAAUUUCUUUGCUCCACCAAACUGGACAGAAGGAAUAGAUCGGGAGCAGGUUUUGAAUGUGAUGUCCAUCUUCUGUCCUGAUCCCAGAGAUGCAAUCAAGAGAGAUCUGAUGGUAGAUGAAUACAUUGGAACUGGUGAAGACCGUGUGAAAAACAGAGACGGAUUGACUGAGUUGAUUGGAGACAUUUUGUUCAACAUUCCAGUCAUUAAAGUUGCUAAUGGUCACAGAGAUGCAGGUGCUGCUGUAUACCUGUAUGAGUACCAGCAUCCUCCCUUAUUCCUGCAGAAGAAAAGGCCUAGCUUUGUUGGAAGUGACCAUGCAGAUGAAAUGUUUAUAGUGUUAGGGUUCUGCUUCACAACUACCCACGUCAAAUUAAUUGAAUCAUGCACUGAAGAGGAGGAAGAGUUGAGCAGAACCAUGAUGAGCUACUGGGGCAACUUCGCUCGCACAGGGUCUCCUAAUGGGGAUGGUCUUGUCCACUGGCCAAAGUAUGGAGCAGAAGAGGAGUAUCUGGCAAUUGGUUUGAAGGAGCAGGUAGUUGGUCGAGCUCUGAAGAAGGAUCGGUUUGUUUUUAUGACUCAGACCCUCCCAGAGAAGAUCCAACAACAUACUGAGAAUACAGAGCACAGCGAGCAGCUGCAGGCACCUGAAGUCCACACAAAGCUCGGGAGCCUGAGAGGUGAGUAUGUGAGUGUAAAGGGCAAAGAGACCGGAGUCCAUGCCUACCUGGGUGUCCCAUUUGCCAAGCCACCCAUAGGUCCUUCCCUGAGACUGGCUCCACCUCAGCCUGUAGAGGGAUGGAAAGGAGUGAGAGACGCCACCAAGCAGCCACCCAUGUGUAUUCAAAAUGCAAAGAUGUUUGUGGAUAUGCUUGAGGUCUUCGGUGUGGCACUUGCAGAUAUCCCAGACAUUUCAGAAGACUGUCUUUACCUCAACAUUUACACUCCUGCAAACAGAGCUAAAGAUGCCAAACUUCCAGUCAUGGUCUGGAUCCAUGGUGGGGGUUUCAGUGCGGGUUCAGCUUCAGCAGGUGAUGGAUCUGCUCUGGCUGCUUACCAGGAUGUGGUUGUGGUUCUGAUCCAGUAUCGUUUGGGACUUCUGGGCUUUCUCAGCACUGGAGAUGAGCAUGUAUCAGGGAACUUUGGGAUGCUGGAUCAGAUAGAAGCUCUGAGGUGGGUCCAGCAGCACAUUCACAACUUUGGAGGAGACCCAGAUUUAGUUACAAUAUUUGGGGUGUCGGCUGGUGGAGUGAGUGUGUCUCUCCUGCUCCUCUCACCAUUGUCUGAUGGCCUGUUCCACCGUGCCAUUGCUGAGAGUGGUACAGCUGCAAUGGAUUUACUUGUGUCAAAUAAUCCUCUGCCAGCGAUGCAGAUGGUUGCAAAUGCAUCUGGCUGUAGCAUCGAAAGCACAGAGAAGAUUGCGGAUUGUAUGAGAAACCUUGAUAUUGAUACUAUUGUUGCUGCUGGGGAGAAUCACAUAUUUACAUUUCAUGCAAAUAUUGAUGGACACUUCUUGAUGAAACCUGUGGAUGAGCUGCUCCGAAAACAUGAACUCCUCACUAUACCAUUCAUUACUGGUUUUAAUGAUGAUGAAGGGGGAUUUAUUCUCACUAAUUUCUUUGCUCCUCCAAACUGGACAGAAGGAUUAGAUCAGGAGCAGGUGGUGAACGUGAUGUCUGGCCUCUACCCUGAUCCCAAAGAUGCAGUCAAGAGAGAUCUGAUGAUGAAGGAGUAUUUCGGAACUGGUGAAGACCGUGUGAAAAACAGAGAAGGGUUGACUGAGAUGAUUGGAGAUGUCAUAUUUAACAUUCCAGCCAUUAAAGUUGCUAAUGCUCACAGAGAUGCAGGUGCUGCUGUAUACCUGUAUGAGUUCCAGCAUCCUACCUCAUUCAUGCAGAAACAUAGACCUAGCUUUGUUGGAAGUGACCAUGGAGAUGAAAUGUUUAUAGUGUUAGGAAACUGCUUCACAACUACUCAAGUCAAAUUAACUGAACCAUGCCCUAAAGAGGAGGAAGAGUUGAGCAGAACCAUAAUGAGCUUCUGGGGCAACUUUGCUCGGACAGGGUCUCCUAAUGAGGAUGGUCUCACCCAUUGGCCAAAGUAUGGAACAGAAGAGGAGUAUCUGGCAAUUGGAUUGAAGGAGCAGGUAGUUGGUCAAGGCCUGAAGAAGGAUCGGUUUGUUUUUAUGACUCAGACCCUCCCAGAGAAGAUUCAACAACAUACUGAGUAUACAGAGCACAGCGAGUUAUAAAACAGUCUCAUCGUUUCACUCUAGUUCAUCAGGUUUUUUUGCUAAUUAAAAUUAACCACAAUUUUGUUAACCAAAAAUCCCUUAUCCAUGCCAUGUGAAACAUGUAAAUUGAAAUCCAUGACUGAACUUGAAAAUGUGUGUGAUGACAGUCACAGGGAGGUAAAAUUUAAAGAGGGUAAAUACAUUCUCCAGGAACAUCACUUUGAAUGCAGAUAGCUUCAGACUUGUUUAUAUAGUUAAUAUCUGCUAAAUGAUAUGGAUUCUAAUAUUAGAUGAACAUUACACAUUGAAGAGGAUCAUUUAUUUUUUAAUGUGGUGUACUACAAUAGCAGUCACAAAUGAAGUCAUCCUUUCAGGUGAUAGUAAUUGAAAACAGUUGUCAUGUAUUAAAAUGUGAUACACACUUAAACUCUUACAACAAAUAAAGAGAUUUGACAGAGA